Aplosporella prunicola CBS 121167 is the source of this 1530-nucleotide messenger RNA. RefSeq lists its product as uncharacterized. Bases 71 to 1474 code for a protein of 467 amino acids. Gene Ontology annotation, molecular function: structural constituent of ribosome. Gene Ontology annotation, cellular component: mitochondrial small ribosomal subunit. Gene Ontology annotation, biological process: mitochondrial translational initiation. The record is from RefSeq and is a predicted model, not a curated record. The transcript has a single exon. Lineage: Eukaryota; Fungi; Ascomycota; Dothideomycetes; Botryosphaeriales; Aplosporellaceae.
AGCAACGCAACCACGACGCUCCCAUUGGGUCUCAGCAAACGGAGAGCCGGGCCUGCCACUCGAGCUCAUCAUGUCGCGAAAGCUCAGUUCCCCCACGGCCCAACUCCUGCGCGCCUCUCGCCUCUUCUCGCUCCCGCCGCCUCUUCCUCGUCCUGAUAACUAUGGCACCUCAUCGGAGAUGAGCAGCGACUCGGAAACGGCAACGCAGGCCUACCCGACUCAUCAAGCCAUUGCUACUCCGACUUCAAGCUUGUGCAGGGGUGAUUGGGGGUUGAAAAGGCCACUGCCGCUUCGGGAGACAACAAGGUCGAGUACACCAACAAUGAGGGUACACGAGGUGGACACUAUCAACCUUUUCACGGAUUUCGAGAGCGCUGGCGAUCAUGUCCAAACGCUGCAGAAAUGGCAAGAAAUGAACAUCCCACUCUCCAUCAAAGUUGAACGCGUCAAUGUGUCCGACACCUCAGGGCCGGAAAUCAGCGUCUUCGAGGAGAAGGCAGACAACACCGAAUUGUCCUCGGAGCAGCAAAAGCAGGGCUUCAGCAAAUGGAAAUACCAGGGACCUUGGAUCUCAGGCAUGAACCAGGGUGAAUUCCAAUCGUUCCUCGAAACUGGCGUGCGGGAGAGGAAACAAGAAUUCCGCGAUUAUCUGAGAAAGCAUAUCACCCAAGAGGCUUUUGCCAAAGCAUCUGAAUCAGCAAGAGAUACCGGAUCUGCUCUUCCUAAAGUGGAGAGCUUCUCAAUCUCAGAAGCAGAGUUCGAAGACAAGCUAAAGCAACUCCGCGAGGACACUACACUGAGCUCGGAAUUAACCCGCCUUAUCCGCGACUUCUUCGACCUCCCUGGUGUCUAUGGCGGUCCCGCCAAAGACGUGCAUGCCGAAUUCGUCAGCGUGGCUGAAGUUUCUAGCACUGACUCCGGUCCGCCAGCAACCCACCCUUCUGCCGGUUUAUCCUACUUGCGUAGCUCGGCCUUCCUUCACAAUCACCCAGUUCUAGGCCCUCGGGCCGAGCGGCAACCUGUGGAAGCACGCGUCCUGGGUGCUAAGUCGACAAUCGACAACCGAUCGCGGGCCAGGCUCGGCUUGGGCGGUGUGGUCACCGAGUUCAACCAUGCGAAUUCCUCCAGACGUGGCGACAUUUCCAUGAUGACGUUCGAUGAUGAGGGCGGGCCGAAGAUGUGGAUGUCGCCUUCGCGGGCACACAUUGAUGCGCAGGGUCGCAUCAAGCUUAGCGUCAAGCAAGCCAAUGAGGAAGAUGUGCAGAUCAAGAAGGGUUCUUUGACGAGAAGCGAGGCGGAGGCCAGGUCAAAGCCCAUGCCUGAUGUGCAGCCGUUUGGGCUGAACGAGACUCUUGAUAGCGGCUCAGGGUACGGGCCGGAUGCUAGCAAGAACAACGAAGAGCUCUUUAGAAUGCUUCGCAAUUCGGCUCCAGCUGAGGCCAAGGUCCAGGCGCCAAGGAGGGGUAUAUUCUAGGUAGAUGAGUAUGCAGUGUAUUAUAUAUGUCUUGCCGGAAAGCAAACAUUGCCGAA